AUGGCCGCCGACAUCAGCCACACGCCGCCAGAGUACGUCGACUCGGAGAAGUCUGCAGUCCCGGACAAAGACAGCUUCAAGACGGCCCGCAACAUCCACGACCAAGACGUCGAGCUCGAGAAUGGACACCUCGCCGAGCUGGAGGUCGACAUGGGCCGGGUCCUCGACGAGGAGGGUGAGGGAGACUACGAGGCCGACACCUCUCCGUUCCCGCAAGUGAGGGCCGUUGUGCCCGAGACGGACGACACCGCGAUCCCGAUCAACACGUUCCGGGCUUGGUUUCUUGGUAUCAUCUUCGUCUUCCUCGGCGCCGGCGUCAACCAGUUCUUCUCGCUGCGCUAUCCCGGUGUCCACAUCGUCUCGCUCGUGGCAGAGCUGCUGGCGUUUCCCCUCGGCGUCGCGCUGGCCAAGAUCCUGCCCAUCAGCCGCUUCAACCCGGACCACCACUUCAACAUCAAGGAGCACGCCCUCGUCACCAUCAUGUCGAACGUGUCCUUCGGCUUCGGGUCCGCCGACGCCACCAACAUCAUCCAGGCCGCCAGGCUGUACGGCUUCACCAUCCCCCCCGGCUUCUCGGUCCUGGUCGUGCUGUGCUGCCAGCUUAGCGGGUACGCCGUCGCCGGCCUCGCCACGCCGUGGCUCGUCAAGCCGGCGAGCAUGAUCUGGCCCGGCGUGCUCAGCAACGUGGCGCUGCUCAGCUCCCUCCACUCGAGGGCCAACGCGGUCGCUGACGGGUGGAGGAUCACACGCAUCAAGUUCUUCAUGAUCGUCGGCGGGUGCGCCUUCGUCUGGUACUGGUUCCCCGGCCUCAUCUGGACGGGGCUGAGCUACUUCACGUGGAUCUGCUGGAUCGCGCCCAACAACCUGGCGGUCAACCAGGUCUUCGGCAUGGUGACGGGCAUGGGGCUGUUCCCCCUCACCUUUGACUGGUCCAUGAUCGCAUACAACACCAACCCGCUCCUGAGCCCGCACUGGGCCGCGUUGAAUGUCUUCUUCGGCUUUGCCUUCUUCUUCUGGAUCAUCACGCCGGCCAUCUACUACAGCAACACCUGGUUCACCUCGUACAUGCCCUUCUGCACGGCGGAUGUCUACGACCGGUUCGGCACGCUGUACGACGUGUCCAAGGUGCUGACGAACAACGAGUUCGACCAGCAAAAGUACGCAGAGUACUCACCCCCGUAUCUGCCUGCAACGUUUGCGUUUGUCUAUGGGCUGUCGUUUGCGUCCAUCACGAGUGUCCUAUCUCAUGUAUACUUCUUCCACUUUGACGAAAUCAUGCACGCCAUGAGAGGCACGCUCAAGCUGGACAUUCACGCACGUCUGAUGAAGUCCUACAAGACCGUCAAGUGGUGGUGGUGGGUCGUCAUCCUGCUCGUCGUCUUCGGCAUGAGCGUCGGCACCGCCCAGGGCUACGACACCGGGUUGCCGUGGUGGGGAGUCAUCCUCGCCUUCGUCAUCCCGGCUGUCUACAUGGUCCCCUGCGGCAUGAUCCAGGGCGUCACAAACGUCGAUGCCAACCAGCUGAACGUGCUGUCAGAGUUCAUCGGGGGCUACUUGUUCCAGGGGAAACCUGUCGCCAACAUCCUCUUCAAGAUCCUGAGCACAGACGUCGUCGGUCAAGGUCUAUACUUCGCGGCGGAUAUGAAGCUGGGGCAUUACCUGAAGAUCCCGCCCAUGACUCUCUUCUUCGCGCAGGGUCUCGCUACCAUUCUUGGAGCCUUGACCCAGACCGGUGUCACACUCUGGAUGCUGGGCAAUGUGGACGGCAUCUGUACGGAAGACCAGCCCAACGGCUUUUCUUGUCCCAAUGGUCGUACCGUAUUCUCUUCUUCCGUUAUCUGGGGUCUUGUUGGGCCCGCGCGUCUCUACUCCGUCGGCGCCAUCUACUCUGGCCUGCUGCAUUUCUUCUGGAUCGGCCUCAUUCUGCCGCCCAUCACGUACUUCAUCUUCAAGAAGACCCGUUCGGAGUUCAUCCGGAAGAUAAACUGGCCGCUCAUCUUUGUCGGGACAUACAACGUCCCUCCGGCCACCGGCAUCAACUACUCCUCCUGGUACAUCGUCAACCUGGUCUUCAACAAGAUCAUCUACCGCAAGUUCUACGCCUGGUGGAGCAAGUACAACUACGUGCUCGCCGCGGCGUUAGACACAGGUCUUGCCAUCAGUGGCAUCGUCAUCUUCUUUGCGGUGACUUAUGGCCCGAAUGCGCAGUUCCCGGAUUGGUGGGGGAACACCGUCUGGCAGAACACGGCGGAUGGUCUGGGGCUGCCCUGGUUGGAGAUGCCUGCGGUGGGAUAUUUCGGCCCUGCGAACGGGACUUGGUCUUAG
Molecule: messenger RNA, 2325 nt
Organism: Colletotrichum higginsianum IMI 349063
Lineage: Eukaryota; Fungi; Ascomycota; Sordariomycetes; Glomerellales; Glomerellaceae
Product: OPT family small oligopeptide transporter
Exons: 4
Coding region: 1-2325 (774 amino acids)
Biological process (GO): transmembrane transport
Molecular function (GO): oligopeptide transmembrane transporter activity
Source: RefSeq, a predicted model, not a curated record